Messenger RNA from Staurois parvus, 382 nucleotides. NCBI's taxonomy places the organism in Eukaryota, Metazoa, Chordata, Amphibia, Anura, Ranidae. The record is from the annotation of a GenBank genome assembly.
UGGCAGUGCGGUAUCCUGCCACGGUGGAAAGCACGAUGGAGACCCAGGAUUCUCAACCAUACAGGUUGAGGGGCUCCAGGCAGAUCUCAUAAUGCAGAGGAAACUGGUUUAUCAGUUUCCUCUUUGGUUUGUAAAGCCUGUUUUGGGACCUGUAGCCUGGAGAUUUCUAAGAGAUUUGGGAGGGAUGAAAUCUCCAAUCCUGGGCCCAUAUUUUGGGAGCAGCCAGCACGCUGAUGGCACAGGUGUGUGCAGGCCUUUUUGUGGAGGCCAGGCCAUGAUUCUGGGCUCCACCCCGGCAGAUAGAGUCAGGAGGGCUCCACCCCGGCAGACAGGAGUCAGCAGGGCUCCACCCCGGCAGAUAGGAGUCAGGUGGGCUUCACCU